Lichtheimia ornata is the source of this 1455-nucleotide messenger RNA. RefSeq lists its product as uncharacterized. Gene Ontology annotation, biological process: xenobiotic detoxification by transmembrane export across the plasma membrane. The record is from RefSeq and is a predicted model, not a curated record. The coding region runs from base 1 to 1455 and encodes 484 amino acids. The transcript is spliced from 4 exons. Gene Ontology annotation, cellular component: membrane. Gene Ontology annotation, molecular function: antiporter activity; xenobiotic transmembrane transporter activity. Lineage: Eukaryota; Fungi; Mucoromycota; Mucoromycetes; Mucorales; Lichtheimiaceae.
AUGUCAACUCACGAGACGAUCGUAACGGAAUCGAGUCCUUUAUUAGAACAACAACAACCUCGUCGACGUCAACAACAACAAUCAUGGUCAGAAGAGUUCCGCUGGUUGCUUUACAACAGUAUUCCUUUGGUGGGUACUUACCUGUUACAAAAUGCCAUGCAAAUAGCAAGCGUUUUCAGUUUGGGUCACCUGGGUCCUGUUGAACUUGCCGCAGCAGCUCUUGGUACAAUGUUUGCCAAUGUAUCCGCUUGGAGCGUCGUCCUUGGCACUGCCACCGCUCUCGAUACCUUUUGUGCACAAGCGUAUACCGGUGCUCGUGAUAAGACAUUGGUGGGAGUCUAUCUACAACGUUCAUUAUUGAUCAUGGCCAUCCUAUUCAUCCCCAUUGCCGUCGUAUGGUGGUAUGCCACAAGUAUCCUACUCGCAUUGAACCAAGAUCCUGAACUCGCAUUCAAAGCAGGUCUAUUCUUGCGUUGGUUCUUGAUCGGUGCACCCGCAUUUAUGGCAUUCGAAUGCACUAAAAAGUAUAUGCAAGCUCAAGGUCUCAUGAAACCACCCACCUAUGCCAUGAUUGUCGCCUUUCCUACAAGCUUCUUGCUCAAUUGGAUCCUCGUUCACUGGGAGCCUGUGGCAUUGGGAUUUAUUGGAGCACCUCUUGGUACAGCCAUUAGUUACUGGGUGAUGUUAUUGGUGCUUCUUGGUUAUAUCUGGAAAGUACGUGGCUCGGAAGCAUGGGGAGGAUGGUCUCGUGAAGCAUUAAGAGAAUGGUGGCCAUUCCUCAAGUUGGCUAUUCCUGGUAUCUUGAUGGUGUGCAGUGAAUGGUGGGCAUUCGAAAUUGCAGCUCUUGCAGCAUCUUAUCUCGGCACAACUGAUCUUGCAGCCCAAUCCAUUGUCCUUUCUACCAUUUCAGCUACAUUCACUAUCCCCUAUGGUAUUUCGGUUGCAGCAUCGAAUCGUGUGGGCAACUCACUUGGUGAAGGCCUCUCGUUGAAAUCGAAGCGUGCUGCCUAUACGGCUCUCAUCUUUUCUGUUGGCUUUGGAGCAGGCAACUCCACCUUGUUACUCGUCACACGUUCGUUCUUUGGCUAUUUGUUCACCUCUGAUCCCGAUGUCGUAAUCCGUGUGUCACAAAUUUUGCCAUUGUGUGCACUCUUCCAAAUCGCUGAUGCUUUAUAUGGUGUGAGCAGUGGUGUAUUCCGAGGAAUGGGUCGACAGCAUGUUGCUGCAUGGAUCAAUCUACUUGCGUAUUAUGUGGUGGGCUUGCCUAUCGGCUAUGUGAUCACUUUUCAACAUGGAUGGGGUCUUGCUGGUAUUUGGUCUAGCUUGUGCUUUGCCAUUUGGCUCAGUGCUUUUGGUGAAGUCGCCUUCUUGUCCACCAUCAACUGGAAGAAAGAAGUCGAAAUUGCUCGUGCUCGCGUCAAGUUCAAUGAAGACGAUUCAUCAUCCUGGAUGUAA